This is a messenger RNA of Rotaria socialis, 936 nucleotides long. The record is from the annotation of a GenBank genome assembly. Lineage: Eukaryota; Metazoa; Rotifera; Eurotatoria; Philodinida; Philodinidae.
AUGGAGUCAGCCAUUACCAACACACGCUUAUUUCAAUAUGCUAAAAAGGAAACAACACCUUUUCGCUUAUUUAUUCAAAAAUGUAAACAUGAUUGGUCAUUUGUAUUUUCUGGUAUGUUAGCAUUCAAUUUAUUAAUUGCACUAUUACCAAUGGCUGUAACAUUAUUUGGUAUACUUGGUUUUGUUCUUGGUAAUCAUCCGGAAUUACGAAAUCAUAUCAGAAAUAAAAUUAUUGAUGCAUUUCCACCAAAAGCUAAUGAUGGUUUAAGAGAAAUAAUGAACAUGGCAUUUAGACAAUUAUAUCAUGAUGCUGGACUUAUAUUAUCGUUUGGUAUUUUAUUUGCUAUUAUUGGUAGUUCAAGAUUAUUUAUUGCUAUUGAUCGAUGUUUAACAAUAAUUUAUCGUAUCGAGGAACGAAGAUUCUUUGGAAAAUAUUUAUUAGCUAUUGGUAUGCUGUUUCUUUUUCUUACACUUAUACCAUUGAUGAUGGCUGCAUCAUCAGCUCCAUCACUACUUCUUGGUGUAAUUCCAAAUACUGGCGGGCGUCUUGGAGCAUUUAUUACUGGAGUUCUAUUAAGUUUAUUUUUUUCCUUUCUAUUAUUUGAAAUUAUCUAUCUUAUAAUUCCAAAUAAAAAAAUGACAUUUAAACAAACAUGGUGUGGAUCAAUUGUUGCUGCUGGAGCGUUACAAUUAUUCAUGAUAUUAUUUCCAAUUUAUGUGAGAAAAUGUAUGACAAGUUAUACUGGUCAACUCGGUUUUGCAGUUAUUUUAGUUGUUUUUCUCUUUUAUGCAGCUGUUAUACUUAUAUUAGGUGCACAAAUUAAUGCUUUCUUUUUUGAACACAUUCAACCAUUGCCUGUUCCACUAGGAUCCUUUGUUGGUACACUUGCUCAUGAAUACCACCAAAAGGAAGCUAGAAAACUGUUAAAUGUUUAA